Messenger RNA from Pogoniulus pusillus (Red-fronted tinkerbird), 4771 nucleotides. It is a transcript of the gene CXCL12, whose product is annotated as C-X-C motif chemokine ligand 12. The transcript is spliced from 5 exons. Gene Ontology annotation, molecular function: chemokine activity. NCBI's taxonomy places the organism in Eukaryota, Metazoa, Chordata, Aves, Piciformes, Lybiidae. The coding region runs from base 431 to 826 and encodes 131 amino acids. Gene Ontology annotation, cellular component: extracellular region. Gene Ontology annotation, biological process: defense response; immune response; chemotaxis. The record is from RefSeq and is a predicted model, not a curated record.
GGAAACAUUCUCUCCCCCGUCUCGGGCGGGAUGCAGUGGCCGACAGAUCGGCUCCCCACCGCAGCUCCAGCCGCCGUGCGUCCGGGACCCCCGGGGGGGAGCGCACCGCCGCUGCCGUCCCAUGGGAGGCUCGGGUCGCAGGGCUGCUGGGGCAAGCGCUCUGCCUGGGGCAAGACUGCCGGGCUGACGGAGCUAAGAGAGAAGCCCUCGCUCUUUUGGUUCCUUUCCAAGCAUUUUUAAGAGAGGAAGGAUGUAAUAACAUGCCACGGGCAAUAAAUCAUAGCCUAGCUACUCCCCCUGGCUCCCCUCCCCCAGCCCGGCGGUCCCGGCCCCUCUAUAGAGGGAGGGGAGGAGGGGACUCCCGCAGAGCGCCGCAGCCACCGGGACGAGCAGUCCUUCGCCUGCCCCGCGCCCCGCCAGCCGCCCCAGCAUGGACCUCCGAGCCCUGGCUCUGCUUGCUUUCGCCCUGGCGAUCAUCUCCCUCUCGGAGGAGAAACCCGUCAGCCUGACUUACCGAUGCCCCUGUCGAUUCUACGAGAGCAACGUGGCAAGAGCCAACAUCAAGCACCUCAAAAUCCUCUCCACGCCCAACUGCUCACUUCAGAUUGUUGCAAGGCUCAAGAGCAACAGCAAGCAAGUGUGCAUUGAUCCCAAAUUAAAGUGGAUCCAGGAAUAUCUGGAGAAAGCUUUAAACAAACCACGUCAGCGCACUCAUAAAAAAAAGCAACAGAAGAAACGGGGCCCACUCUGCCCUUCCCGUGCAACACCACUAAAGUCUCCAGGGAGAAAGAAUGGAGGUUCAAGAUGUAAGAGGCAAGCAUUGUAAGCCGUCUCCAAGAUUUCUUACUGUAGGACCCAGAAAGCAGAUAACCAGUAUUAGGGAACGAACACAUUUCACUGUUAUCAUGCAGCACAAAGCAACGCUUCAUGCAUUUCCAAAGGGUGUUCAUGUUUGGGGUUUGGGUUUUUGGUUUGGUUUUUGGUGGGUUGGUGAUUUUCUUUGCACAAAUUGGCUUGCUUUCACAGUGCUAAUUUUUACAUAGUAAGAUGUAACUAUUCAAGAAAAAUAUGUUUCUAUACAGGUUGGUUUAUUACUUAGCACUGAGGGCAGAUAUGAGUUUAAACUAACCUCACUUUGUCAUAUAAUAUUUUGUUUUCUUUGCUAUGUAGAAGUCCUGCAUUAUUUAACUUUAUGUUGGUUCAUGCAAGUCUCCUGGAGUUUUAAACCUAGAAGUACAUGAACUGUACAGUGCAAUGUUGUUGUAGUGGAGGAAUUCCUUGCCUGCAGAAGUCUUUGAGACUAAGAACAUAGGAAGGCUAAGAAGCAUCAGAUAUUGACAAAAGUGGACAGCAUUACAACGGGUGGCAUUUAUAGGUAUUUUGGGUGAGAGUUUAAAGUGACAGCUACAUGGCUAAAGCCCUUCUCUGAAGAUCAGAAACCUUGGUGACACUUGCUUGUAUUUGUUUGGUUCUAUAGUAGUUGUGCUUGUUAGAAGCCACGACACUGAUCUGAUGUUACUUGGCGUUUCCUAUGCUUCUGUGGUUUUGGUGACAAAUUUUAGCACAAAAAGAAAUGGGUUGUUGGAGGUCUAACCACACGAUCAUGCUGCAAGUUGCUUGGAGGUGCCAUGCACCAGGUGUCUCUUCCCACCCAUCUGCAGGAGUUGGCUUCAGCUCACCUGGCUAGCGUCACACUGAAGGAGGCAAGAUGCAUUCACAAGGCCCUUUGCAACCAUGUUGUAGCCUCAGCUACUGAACAAACGCAUGUUAUCUGAGGGCAGUCACACCUUUGAUUGCUCCAGAGACUUAGAAGAGGAUGUCUGACCAUAUCUUUGGAGAAAAGAGAUGCCUGGAGCAAGAGAGGGUCUAUUCAGUUUGUGGAAGGAGUGGUGUUUCUUGAAUGUGGGUAUGAAGGCUGAUGCUCAGUGUUUACCAGUGGUCAUGGCCCUGUUUGCUGGUGAGCCUUUGACAUUUUCAUUGUAAAAUACUCAUGGGGACAGGUGCCACUUCUUGCACUGAUCCUCUCUCUCAGCCAGAAUUAUCUUUCUCCCAAUUCCUGUCUGUGCAUGCAAUAUUUUUGCUAUAUCGUUUGUGGAAAGAUAUCUGCAGUAUUGGGGUAAUCCACUGAGAUCCAGGGGGAAGCACAACUGUGCAGCACAAUGCCCGUGUUUGUAUGUGUCUAUGAGUGUGUACUGUAAAUGAAAAAUUGUAGUGAGAUUGUAUUCUUGUUAGAGCAGGUUGCUUCAAAAGAAAAUUUCCCACUUUCCUGCAGCCUGUGUUGGGAACAUUGAGAGAGGUGUUUCAUUAAGCACUCCUUUUUUGCAGCAGGCACCUUUAGUGCCAAAGAGGCACUUUGGCUAGCCAGGGACUACCUUGUUUUCAUGUGGAUUCAGGUAAAAAACCAUUUUCUUCUCUGUGAAGUAGUUCUGUUAUAGAGGGUGUUUUAGCUAGGACCACAUCACCUCACUUCCUUUAAAGUAACUGCUGUGCCUAAAAUAUGUAUGUGUGAUUUUGACAUUCCUUCUAUUGUUACCAUUACCAACCUGGUGCUUUAUGUAUAUUGUGUCUCUGUUUUGAAAAGUUUGGUGCCACUGUAAUUGAUGAGAAUUGGAGUGUUAUCUUCAUGUGAGUAGGAUCAGAUCCUCUGUUUUAAGGGUAAAGACAGAAAGAAAUCAGGAUUCCUUCUGUCUUUCCUGGACUGUACCUUAUAUAUAGGGUCCAUUUCCUGUUUCCACACAAGCACCUGCAAUUGCUAGUGGUUUGCCAAGGACAUGAGUGGAAAAGCCAGGAAUUACUUUGGGGAAAGUGCUGAGGAAUCUUGGUUCCAACAGACAAAGCUCAUUCAUCUCACACAGGCUUCCCAUCAAAGCACAGCUGGAGGUCUGAUCAAUUCCCAGUGGAGUAAAUGGAACAUUAAAUAAUCCUUGGAUUUUGAUUCAAUAGCAUCCUUUGCUAAUGAGGAGAUUUAGUUUCUAGGGCAAAUGCUGGCUUUCCAGAGAAAAGAUGGAGGGAGUAAAUGUGACUGUACAGCCUUGCAAUAACCUGCUCCACUCCUUGCUACAGGCAGUGCAUUUGGCAUCAGCACCAGUAGGGAACAGUCUUUGGGCACUUGCUAAUCUCCUGUUAGAGCUUGGGCAAGCAGACUGCUUUGUCAGAAGCAUUGAGAUGGGGCAGUGCUGGAGCACCGUGGUGAAACCCAGGGUGCCUGGCCUUGGGACUGUGUAUCUGGGAAGUGGAGGUACUGCAGGAAAUGGGGUCACCUGUCAGCUUUCACUUCUGAGGACAAACUAGGGAAGUGUUGCAGGAGAAGACUGUGUUGAAGGAAGGGCAUUUACCCCUGGGAGAAAUACAGGAGUAGCAGCAGGGAAGAAAGGGACUCGCCGCAAGGCUAGGGAAUACUCACAGCUAGGUGAUGGUUGGUUGGGUGCCUUAUGAACUGUCUUCCUCUGGCAUUUCUUGAGUCUCACACUGUGACCUGGACCCUGAAACUUGUGCUGGUGACAAGUCACUACUCAUAUAGCUGAGACCACUCAUAGAGUGUGCAACUGCUCUUGUGGGCCAGCACCAUGUCCUUCUCUUGCGAGGUUGAGCAAAGGGUGGCAGAGACCUGGCCAGGAGUAACUGGAGACUGAGGUGAGAACUCAGUAAAAGCUUUAUCUUGCUUUAGACCAAAAUUGAACUCUUGCUUUAGACCAAAAUUCAACCUUGAGCUGGAAGCUUUGCUCUCUGCCUGACAUUAUUUACAUGAUGCAUCAGGAAGAGUAGCCUUGCCCUUUGCACUACAGAAAUCAAUCACUCAGUCACCCAAGGCUCCCUGUGCUAUCCUGUGCAUCACACGCUGUUCAAGAGCACUUGAUUUUUCUUUCUGCCUUUAACUGUUGACCAAAGACUGAAUCAGGGAAAGGAAGCAUGGAGAGUUAGGAGCGAGGUAGGAACUACAUGUGGAGGGGAAAGAGGUAACUGAACUGGUGGUGGAAAAGCAGCUUCUGUAAAUGAGAAAUCAUCCUGUGUGGUAUUUUCAAAGUGCAGCUGUCAAAUCCUAAGGUUGGAUUAUUAUUAUUAUUUUUUUAAAGAAUCAAUGGUAUUUAUUGCUGUGCCAAUUUGUUAUUUAUACUAGCUUUAUACUUGUAUGUAUGAAUAUCUUAUCUGAAUUCUGUCUGAGGAAGGAUGAAGGGUGACUUUCUGACGUGUUUUAACUAAGGUGUUUGAUUAUAGCUGUUCGUUUUGCAAUGAAAGCUACAUGCAAAGUUAAAAACACACAUUCCAUUGAAAAUGCAUCUCCUAUAGAAGUUUUUAUUGUUGUUUUCCCUUUGUUAGCAUCUAGAGGGUCAUUCUUUUCUCUGGCAAUUUAUUUUGAGUUUCACCAUGUAAAAUCUGAUUUUCGUACUCUUUGCUAACAUCCCACCAAGAAAAGCCUUGUCUGCAAACAUAAAACUGAUGGCCACAGAGAAGAAAACAUCUUAUCAUGAUGAAUAGGCUGCAUGAACCUCCCAUCUUCCAUUCCUUAAGAACUCAGUGUUGUCAGAAUGUGGUAAAAUACUGUACUUUAUAUUUUUAUUCAACAAAAAGAUAUCUUCCCAAAUAAUGUGAAAAGGAUUUUGCAUUUGUAUUCCUGUAAGGCAGCUUUUAUGAAGGAGUUACAUUAUGCUUUUGAAACUACUCCUUUGAUAGAAUAUUUUGAAAAUGGACACUUUCAUAUUGUUGUAAUUUCUCUCUUAAAUACAUAUGCAUUAAAACGUUUCUUAAUAAAAAAUGGCUAUCUAAAUUAAAA